GCUGAGAACUGGGCCUGAAUCCCAAAUAGGAAGAGUGAAAUAUGGAGCUGGGAAAGACACCAAGGUCACACAGGGCUUAAGAGCUUCAAAACUAUUGGGGAGUGAGCAGGAGAUGGGAUGGAAGAAAGGUUCCAGGGAGGAAGGAUGUACAGAGGUAGUUCCCUGGUCCCGUUCUAGCCCCAGACCGGUUUUCCCGGUCCCACCACCUCCAGCCCCAAGGCCUCCAACCCGCUGCCUGACAAGCCUUCACAAGAAGCAGCUGGAGAGAAAGAGAAAGAGAAAGAGGAUUGAGAGAAAGGAGUGGGCAAUUCUGGCUAUAAGCCCAGGGCUGCAGCUGGUCCCCUGUGGAGACCUCCAGACAUGGAGGGCUGCUGAGGGGCUCUAGAGAAGUAGGGAUGGACCCCACUUUUCAGUCAAGUGACAGGCAUUUGCCCCAGCACUAACCGUGCCCUUCCCCAGGAAAGGUCUUGUGGGGGCUUAAGAGGAAACAGAGCUAGGCCCUAAGCUCCAGCUCCCCUUCCCCAAUAUAUUCAGUUACAUAGACUCCAUUUCCGCCCACCCCUCAACACUACCCAGAAAUUCUCUACUCCUCCCAACGCUGAACUAGAAUUGGGACCUCUCUGUGAAUCUUUCGGACUCUGUCACUAUCUUCCGUGGCUGCCCGGGUCUCAGAUUUAGACCUUCCAGGACCCAGCUUUGCUUCACUUUGUCUGGCACAAGCCACCACCAAGGGGGAGACUGAGCCGACACGGACAGACUCCGUCACUGAGGAGGGAGAGGGAGUAAGAAGACAAAGCCGUCCAAGCCCCAACGGCUUUCUUUUUGUCCAGCCCAGAGCAGACACCGGAGCCCCCGAGGUACUCCCUCCAUCUUUGGAACACGCUAGUAAUUCAUUGAUAACAGGAAGUUAUGAGGGACCCUGUGAGUAGCCAGUACAGCUCCUUUCUUUUCUGGAGGAUGCCUAUUCCAGAACUGGAUCUGUCGGAGCUGGAAGGCCUGGGUCUGUCAGAUACAUCCGCCUACAAGAUCAAGGACAGCAGCGUUGGCAAAAUGACCGGGCAAGCAACUGAAGCAGAGCAGGAGAAAAACCCUGAAGGCGAUGCCCUCCUUGAGUACAGCACCUUCAACUUCUGGAGAGCUCCCAUUGCCAGCAUCCACUCCUUCGAAUUGGACUUGCUAUAAGCCCAAGACUUCUCUUUCCCACCACCUUGCUCUCAUUGUCAUCUCUUUCAAGCCCCUUCCUUUCCACUCUUUUCCCCUAUUAAUCUUGCUCUCUCCCCUCUAUUGUGUUGAGGUGGUGGGGAUGAAUCUGCCUAGACUUGUCUUGUGUUAUUUAUUUAUUUAUCUAUCUAUCUAUCUGUCUUUCUUUCUUUCUUUUCACUUUCUCUCAAAAGCCCUCAAGUCACAAAGUAAAGGGUUCAAGCAAUGGAGUAUUGGGUCACAAGGAUUCCUCCUUUCCCCCUCAGAUAUUAAUUCCAGAAAACAGUCUUGAUGGGGGCACUAGAGCAUAGUAUAGCAGUGCAGUAGAGGAAAAUGGAGGACUGAUUUUUCACUUCAUUUUAAUCUGCUUCAGAGAUUGCCCAAACCUUCCUAAUUUCCUCCUCCAGGCCAGUAAACACAAAUAUUUCCUCAAGGGUUGAUGAAGACCUUGUAAGUUUUAAUUUGGGAUUAUCUGCUACAAGACAGUAGGAUUUCUAAAAGGCUAAGGUGAUAAGUAAGACUCUUUUUUGAUCUUAGCUUCUUGUAAUACACUCCUUUCUCAGAGAAAUUGGGAGUAAAGGUAUAAAACAAGAGGAAAUAAUACAUCAUAGAAAAUGAAAAUAGGGGAAAGCACUGAAUCAUUUCAGAAAUAGCUAAGCUCUCUGAAAAGGGUGUUCCUUCUUCAAGCCUACUCACUUCACAACUUUGCUCCUGUAGGUUGAAAACUAUAGCUGAAGAAACUCUCUCUGAUUUCAAAUCUUAAGAUGCAAUCUUGCUGACUAUUAUGAUAAUUUGUGAAGUUCUGAUUCUAUUGCUAAAAGGCAAGGGGUUUGGUUCUUAGUAUUUUAGUCUUGCCCUCCUACAUUUGCAAUGUAUAAUACUGAUCAAUGGGCCUCAGGCACAGUUCUUCAGCUACCUUGAGACCAUGAAGUGAACAAUUAUAUUCUAACCCUACAACUUGUCCCCACUGCUUCCCAAAAUUAUUGCUGCUGAUUUGUGCUGCCAUUUACUCAUUUCUUUAAUAAAGACAUUCAAUCCCA
Molecule: messenger RNA, 2240 nt
Organism: Diceros bicornis minor
Lineage: Eukaryota; Metazoa; Chordata; Mammalia; Perissodactyla; Rhinocerotidae
Gene: MLLT11
Product: MLLT11 transcription factor 7 cofactor
Exons: 3
Coding region: 910-1182 (90 amino acids)
Biological process (GO): positive regulation of mitochondrial depolarization; positive regulation of release of cytochrome c from mitochondria; apoptotic signaling pathway
Cellular component (GO): cytosol; nucleoplasm
Source: RefSeq, a predicted model, not a curated record